Messenger RNA from Lodderomyces theae, 900 nucleotides. RefSeq names its product F1F0 ATP synthase subunit gamma (gene ATP3). Gene Ontology annotation, molecular function: proton-transporting ATP synthase activity, rotational mechanism. Gene Ontology annotation, biological process: proton motive force-driven ATP synthesis. The coding region runs from base 1 to 900 and encodes 299 amino acids. Lineage: Eukaryota; Fungi; Ascomycota; Pichiomycetes; Serinales; Debaryomycetaceae. The record is from RefSeq and is a predicted model, not a curated record. The transcript is spliced from 2 exons.
AUGUUUCGUUUAGGUGUCAAUCAAGCUGUUCGUGCAGCUCCACGUGUCAGAAACUAUGCUACUUUACGUGAAAUUGAAAACCGUCUUAAGUCAAUUAAGAACAUUGAGAAGAUUACAAACACCAUGAAGAUUGUUGCUUCAACCAGAUUGAACAAAGCCCAAAGAGCCAUGCAAUCCUCACGUGUCUUUAACGAAAGUGAAAAGGAAUUCAAUGAAAAUGCCGAGCCAAAAGAUGCUGAAAAAUUAACACAAGAAGAUGCUUCUGCUUCAUCUACUCCAGAAAAGACUUUAUUGAUUGUUGUCUCUUCUGACAAGGGAUUGUGUGGAUCGAUUCAUACCCAAAUAUCUAAAGCAGCCAGAAAGAGAAGUGAAGAAUUGAACGGUAACGUUGAUAUUGUUGCCGUUGGAGACAAGGUUAAAGCUCAAUUAUCAAGAACCCACAACGACAAAUUGAAGUUGGCUUUUAACGGUAUUGGUAAAGAAGCUCCAAACUUUACUGAAGUUGCUUUGAUUGCUGACGAAAUUGCUAAAUUGGGUCACUAUGAAAACAUUGAGAUCCUCUACAACAAGUUUGUUUCCGGUGUUUCUUUUGAACCUUCAACUUUUGCCGUCUACUCGUCUGACAUUAUUCAAAAUGCUCCAGGUAUCAACAAAUACGAAUUCGAAGGUGAAGACCCAGUCAAGAGUUUGGCCGAAUUUUCAUUGGCCAACAACUUGUUGACUGCCAUGGCUGAAGGUUACGCUUCUGAAAUUUCUGCUAGAAGAAAUGCUAUGGACAAUGCGUCAAAGAAUGCUGGUGACAUGAUCAACAGUUACUCAAUCUUGUACAACAGAACUAGACAAGCUGUUAUCACCAACGAGUUAGUUGAUAUUAUUACUGGUGCAUCCUCUUUGGAAUAG